AUGUCAGCAUUGAAAACCGACAAUCAAGCAGGAACAGAAACAGACAUCGCCAGAGGGGUCGAUCUGCUCGUCUUGGGGCAUCUACGUCGGUGGUGGAAAGUGGCGUCUAUACGACCCGCACCAGCCACAGCUUACAAACCGCGCCGCCACUCGUUCCCCAAGGCCAUCGUCAAUGUAAAGUACACAAAGUGGGCUGUCGACACUCCCGCUAUCCCGCCAGAUACCACCUGCAUUCCUACGUUCCUUUCUCCUCUAAUCUUAAAUGUUUUUGGCGUAAUAAACCUCUCUAAUUCCGUAAACUUUCGGUUCCGUCUCUCAACUCUGCUGGCUUCAUGA
Molecule: messenger RNA, 336 nt
Organism: Histoplasma capsulatum G186AR
Lineage: Eukaryota; Fungi; Ascomycota; Eurotiomycetes; Onygenales; Ajellomycetaceae
Exons: 2
Coding region: 1-336 (111 amino acids)
Source: RefSeq, a predicted model, not a curated record